Colletotrichum acutatum is the source of this 621-nucleotide messenger RNA. RefSeq names its product acetyltransferase. The transcript is spliced from 3 exons. Lineage: Eukaryota; Fungi; Ascomycota; Sordariomycetes; Glomerellales; Glomerellaceae. The coding region runs from base 1 to 621 and encodes 206 amino acids. Gene Ontology annotation, molecular function: acyltransferase activity, transferring groups other than amino-acyl groups. The record is from RefSeq and is a predicted model, not a curated record.
AUGACCACGAAAACGGGGAAAACUCUCAAACUAGAGGAGGCCACACUAGACGAUAUCCCCGCGCUGACGGAGACGUGGUUCGCGGCGUUCGCCGACGACGAGGUGAUUCGCCGUCUGUGGCCCGAUACUCCCGGUGUGCGGGCGUGGUGGGAUGAGGCGAAUGGCGGAGAUAUGGCGGCGAAGCCAUUUCAGCGGUUUGUCAAGGUUGUUGAUGUGAUGGGAAAAGCAGGCGGAGGCAGCAGACCGAGGAUCGCGGCGUGGGCGAAGUGGGAUACGAGUAUGCCGGCCGAGAGGGGCCGGCGGUACCCUCCUUGGGCGGGGGAUAUGCCUUCCGAGGUGUGUGAUUUGUUCUUUGCUAGGGAGGAGGGGGAGAGGGCAAGGGUUAUGGGUGAUGAGAGGCAUUAUUAUCUCGACACGCUGGUCACGCAUCCCGAUUACCAGCGCCGGGGCGCGGCGUCCAUGUUGCUCAAGUGGGGGUGCGCGCUUGCUGAUGAGGAUGGGGUCGCGGCGUAUGUUGAUGCUAGUAAGGCGGGCAAGGGUCUGUACGAGAGGUUUGGGUUUGUGGAUGAGAGUUUGGAGGGGGAUGGGGAUGUUGCGUCUAUGGUGAGGCGGAGACGAUGA